AUGAUCUUGCGGGAAGUCUCCAAUCUCAAGAAGCUCGACCAUGCCAACAUCCUCAAGUUCUAUGAUUGCUACAUCGUCGAUGAUUACAAGUACUACAUGGUCACUGAGUUUUGCCAAGGAGGGUCACUGCCAGACUUCAUCUCACAGAUACCCCAACAACGCCCAAAACUGGCACUCUGCCAACAGAUGGCUGAAGGAUUGGCUUAUGCGCAUGAACAAGGAAUUAGAAACGUGGCUAAGAUUGGAGAUUUUGGAUGCAGCACCAGACUGGGAGCAAACACUGAUGCCCUGACAUCAAGGGUGGGAUCGCCAGCUUAUAUGGAUUAUCGAGUGGGACGGAGACAGGAGUAUGACCACACAGCUGACCUUUAUUCGCUGGGAAUGGUCUUCUUAUGGGUCUUCCAGGGUAAGGGCAUCUAUGAUGAGUGCAAAAGCCUUACUGAUCUCAACCACCACCAGAGCCAGAUCAGCAGGGAUUAUGAAAAUAGCAUACAAAGGUAUGUCGAAUCCCUGCCCGCUCCCAUCGAUGCGAUUGUCAAAAGCUGCCUCAGUCCUGACUAUCGCAGCCGUUUCCCAGCUAAGACCAUUGCCUCCAUGAUUGCUGCUCGGCUCUCACAGGACAAGAGUUCAACAAAUUUGGCACUGGAGAGCAUUACUAACAUUCAGGGACUACGGUACGUCAAUCCAGGAACAAAGGCACAGUUUACUUUCAUUGUGGUCCUCUAUUAUCACUACUGGUUGGAGCAAAUUCACUUGAUUAUCCAUGAGGAGCCGUCACAGCUCUCCAAACGCUAUCCGGAAAUCGAUCCCAAGAGCAUUGAAGCAGAAGUUCUGCGCGUGGCGGAUGCGCAUAUUGCUCAAGAGAAAGAAAGAGUGGCUCCAGUGCUUCUACGAUGUGCCCAGCGUAUUCAGAGUACUUUGCACUUGGUGGCCAAGGAUAUCUACCUUCCUCAACAUUUCCGCGAAUUCGUAAGGGCUGCCAACCAACGAGAGCCUCUUCCGUUCUCUCUUCUCCAGGAAAAAGAGCUCCUCAACAGUUUGGGCGAGUUUUUCACAAAGAGAGUAAAGGCUGACUACGACUAUCUCCGUGGGUGUGAAGAGGAGCACGAUGACCGGUUGAAGAUCGUUGAGAAGAUAUCCAAAUCCUUCUAA
Molecule: messenger RNA, 1152 nt
Organism: Nymphaea colorata (pocket water lily)
Lineage: Eukaryota; Viridiplantae; Streptophyta; Magnoliopsida; Nymphaeales; Nymphaeaceae
Exons: 3
Coding region: 1-1152 (383 amino acids)
Biological process (GO): protein autophosphorylation; autophagy; peptidyl-serine phosphorylation
Cellular component (GO): cytoplasm; autophagosome
Molecular function (GO): protein serine/threonine kinase activity; ATP binding
Source: RefSeq, a predicted model, not a curated record